AAUUAGUGCCUCUAAACGCGCAUCUAUACAUAUCAUGAUAUGGAUAUUAUAUAUAGGAUUGAAAUGCUAACUUUAUUUUCAUCCUAAAUCAUCAAAACAAACACUACUAGUUUCCUGCUUCACUACUUUCUAGUUUCUCUAAUUCUUUAUAACCUUCUUUUCUUUUUGGUAACGAAAUUUAUUAUAACAUAAAAAAAAAAAUGAGUGUAGAAGUAUUGGAUGCCACAACCAUUGUGAACUUUGUGGAAGAUGAAGAAGCAUUCCACAUGUUCAUCUGUGAUCGUUUUGCUGACCUCGAUACCAACCAUGAUGGCAUUCUUUCCUAUGCUGAGAUGUUGAAGGAGCUCAAGUCUUUAAGGGUGUUCGAAACUCAUUUCGGGAUCGACAUAAAACCCGAGCCAGGUGAGCUUUCUCAGGUUUACGACUCACUGUUUGAGCUGUUUGAUCACGACUCGAGCGGCUCAAUCGAUCUGGAAGAGUUCGAGGAAGAGACCAAGAGAAUGAUGCUUGCCAUGGCUAAUGGGAUGGGAUUCUUGCCUGUUCAGAUGGUGUUGGAAGAACACAGCUUCCUCAAGAAAGCUGUUGAGCGUGAGACCAGUAAAUUGGUUGCUUAAGCAUGUUGCAAUCAGCCUAAUGCAAUAUGUAAUAAUUGAGUUUGUAUUUGUUACUAAUCUCUUUUGUGUUUCUUCUCUGUUUUCUUUCUCUUUUUGAGUGUAAUUUGAAUAAGUAAUUACAGCUAUGUACGGCUACGGAUGAUUUUCAUUGAAAAAAAAAGUUAAAUCAAAA
This is a messenger RNA of Cannabis sativa, 786 nucleotides long. RefSeq lists its product as uncharacterized. Gene Ontology annotation, molecular function: calcium ion binding. NCBI's taxonomy places the organism in Eukaryota, Viridiplantae, Streptophyta, Magnoliopsida, Rosales, Cannabaceae. The record is from RefSeq and is a predicted model, not a curated record. The coding region runs from base 201 to 614 and encodes 137 amino acids. The transcript has a single exon.